CUUUCUGCGCCUUUCGAACUUUCCCUCCUUUACAAGAUGCGCUCUUUACUCAUUAUCUUCACCCUUCUGAUCGGUUCUUUGCUCACGUCUGCGUUGGAACCCCGCGCUCCCACACCAUCCAACACUUGUGUCUAUAAGUGCCCCCCCAAAGACAAAAACAACAAGGCAUUGGGCCUUCGCGACGAAUCCAGCGACCCUCUUUACUGUCAAUAUAAUACGGUCGUCAACUACUGCUCGUAUAGCAAGACCACAGGAGCGCUGACGGCCGACCAUGACAGUGGGAACUGCCCUAACAAAGCCGUCUGCUCGACAUCCUCUCGUCGUCGUGAUGCUCUUCCUCAGUCGCCCCGUAUGCGUGGCUCUGCACGCCAAGUCGAUGCAGCUCCGUUGAAGACCAGAAGUCAACUUGGGUCUGCUAAGCGGGGUAAGAGGUCGGUUUAGAUGGUGCCAAAUGGCUAUGGUGAGUUGUGAAAUAUCCAUGGUAUGUAUAUCGUCCAAGGGGCCCCGACAUCUACACAACUCACCAUAGGAUUUUGGCACCAUCUAAACCGACCUUUGGCAGCCCCAAGUUGACUUCUAAUCUUCAACGGAGAUGUAUCCACUUGGCGUUUAGAGUUUCGCAGACGGGGGGACUGAGGAAGAGCAUUACGACGACGACGAGAGGAUGUCGAGCAGACGGCUGUGGAAGGGCACUUCCCACCGUCGUUGUCAGCCGUCAACAAUCCUGUGGUCUUGCUGUACAUGAGGGGGCACGUGUAGACACAAGGAUUGUUGGAUGGUGUAGGAGCGCGGGCUACCAUCGCAGACGUGAGCAUGGUACCGCCGAUCAGGAGGGUGAAGAUGGUGAGGAAGAAGCGCAUCUU
Molecule: messenger RNA, 863 nt
Organism: Laccaria bicolor S238N-H82
Lineage: Eukaryota; Fungi; Basidiomycota; Agaricomycetes; Agaricales; Hydnangiaceae
Exons: 7
Coding region: 37-441 (134 amino acids)
Source: RefSeq, a predicted model, not a curated record